Molecule: messenger RNA, 378 nt
Organism: Bipolaris victoriae FI3
Lineage: Eukaryota; Fungi; Ascomycota; Dothideomycetes; Pleosporales; Pleosporaceae
Exons: 2
Coding region: 1-378 (125 amino acids)
Source: RefSeq, a predicted model, not a curated record
AUGCUCACGCCGUACGCUCAGAAGCCCAAUUCAGUCUCUAAACCCGCCUCAGGCAAAACAUCGCCCAGUACGCGUUCAGCGCUGCGACAAAUGUCGCCGAACCGGCGGCAUACAGUUGGGCCUUCAACGGCUGAGCAAGUGGAUAAUGAUACCACUGACGCGAGUGCGUUGAUUUUCUCUCUGACACGCCACUUACGCCAGGAUUCAUGGCAGGAACAGGGAGAAUUCCUAAUGAAGACGAGACGAAUACGAGUGAGCUGUGAGAAAUGCAAGACAAGAAAAGAAUCCGGGGGCCUAUUGGACGGACUACAUAAAAAUCAGGCCCAUCUACACCGACGUCAUAUUACUAGACUCCAAGAAAAUGAUACUCCUCAAUGA